AUGGCAUCAGAACCUCUAGAUGUGUCCUCACAGAUUCCACAAAAGGCUUCGGGGCCCAAGAAGUCAUCUUUGAUGAUAGACCAUGGGUCAAAUGGGAAUCAGGGGGGCGCCGAAGCGGCCAGCAACGGGUUGGCCUUCCCGAGAAUUGUGUCACCAAAUGGGGAUUUGAUUAUUGAACACACAGAUCCGUCUUCGACGGCAGCCAACAUGUCCUGGCAAGUAUCAAGCAAGAUGCUUAUUGAAAAGAGCCCAUAUUUUAGAGCUAUGCUUGAUCCGGUAAAAUUUGCUGAAGGGAGGCAACUCGCGCAACAAAUAGAAGCGUUGAAUAUCAAUUUGAACUCGCAUUCAGAAUUCAACGCUGAAACUACCGAGGACUCGGACCAGAUCUCUUUACCCGUUGUAUAUAUUACUGCAAACACGGUUACCAAGCUUUGUGGUCCGGAUGUUUUAGGCCUCUUCAUCAAGGUUCUUUGUUUAGACUGUAUGGACGAUCAUGUCAAGCAGUCCUUUCAAAAUGCUCUGAAGAUUGAAUCGCCAUCUACCAUUGCCAAGCUUAUUCAUAUCGCCGAUGCAUUCAAUUCAUUGGAUCAAAUCAAAGCUAUCCUCCGCUCAAUUGACUAUCAAUACGGCAAGAAAGGGAGAGCUUCGGUUUCUCGUUUUAGCACUGUAUUGUUGAAAAUGAAAGAAGAUCGCAUUCGACAGAUCAUUCUGAUUUCUAAAACCAUUCAAAAUCCGAUCGUUACUCGUGUAUUUACACAUGUGUUAGUUAUUGCUGGCUCAAGGUUUUGGAGAAAUGCUCCAGAACCUCCAUCUGGUGAAUACCUCCAAUGGCAUUAUCUACCAAGCAAUGUUGAAGAGGAGCUUUACUAUAGACGGCAGUGUGUCAUGAACACAAUUACCGAUUUACAUGCAUAUUUCUUACGUGCAUAUGGGGCGUUAGAGGAUACCGAUCCCAACCCAGCGCCGCCUCGCAGCUCAUUAGGCGCAGCAUUUUCCACGUCAUCUCAAACGCGUCAUUUUCAAUGUCGAGCAGGACUGGCAAACGCAAGUCAGUGUGAUAUGUUCCAGCUCGGACAGAUGGUACGGUUUUUUACGAUGCGUAGCAAGACAGCAUUUGUGGGCUCUAAUUUGACCGAUCCCGACUUUUCCCUCGAUCCGUCAAGUGAGGAUGGGGACAUCGAAAUUCAAGAUCACUCUCCCGCUUCAUCUGACGUGAUCACCACUAUAACGUCUUUGAGACAAUAUCCGGAUUAUCAGAUUGAUGCGCACCAUGGAAGUUGUGGUGUCCGACGUCGGCUACUUCCAAUCAUACCCUGCAUUGAGAAAUACCUACUAGACUCUCAGGGACUUUUAGGUAUUGACUACGUGAUUUGGAGUAACAUUGAUGCUCGUCAUUCAGCACAGUGGAUUGGAAGUCGGAAGACUCAUUCCGUUGAUGUUCGACAGGCUCAGAUUGUUUCAAUCUCUGCUCAUCGAGGGGAACCCAAAUCCCGUCGCUGGGUAGACCGAUAUGCGGAGGCAUUAUUCACGGCCAAGAGCCGCAACUGGGAAGCAUGA
Penicillium angulare is the source of this 1557-nucleotide messenger RNA. RefSeq lists its product as uncharacterized. The transcript is spliced from 2 exons. Lineage: Eukaryota; Fungi; Ascomycota; Eurotiomycetes; Eurotiales; Aspergillaceae. Bases 1 to 1557 code for a protein of 518 amino acids. The record is from RefSeq and is a predicted model, not a curated record.